Messenger RNA from Paralichthys olivaceus (Japanese flounder), 1378 nucleotides. RefSeq names its product centromere protein K (gene cenpk). NCBI's taxonomy places the organism in Eukaryota, Metazoa, Chordata, Actinopteri, Pleuronectiformes, Paralichthyidae. Gene Ontology annotation, cellular component: nucleus. Gene Ontology annotation, biological process: mitotic sister chromatid segregation; kinetochore assembly. The record is from RefSeq and is a predicted model, not a curated record.
GCACGCUGUCGCGGACGUGACGUCAUCAAAGUUGGCGGUAUUUUGAACAGAAGGCGGCUGUUGUUGUUUUCCGCUCACAGACGAACAUUUGACACUCUAUGGCUGAGGUGAGGGCAGCUGAACAGGCAGCAGAGCUGUCAGAGGCUGCUCAGGCUGAGCUGCUGGAGCUGUGUGAGGAACAGUUCUCUCAGCUGGAGAAGCUUCAGAAUGAGAUCAUACUGUCUGAACCAGAUUCCUGUGAGAACCCACAGGAGCAGUCAGUUAAUCGACUGAUUGCAACAGAAGCUGAACUGAAGAAGUGGCUGGCAGUGGAGCCUAAAUUGCUGGCAGCAAAUUCAGAGGUUUUACUUCAAGCUGGAAAAGAGGAGAUGCUUAAGCUGUGUUCAGAACUUGAGAUGGUUGCUUCCUGCUAUGAAGCAAAGAGAGACAAACUGAGAGACACCAAAGAACUUGAACUGAAGUGGUUGGAGGAGAAGAAACAGGUGCUAUUAGCAGCCAAUGACCACGUUGAACGACUUCAAAUGGACAAGGAGAAAUUAUCAGAGCAGAGUGUACUGCAGGACACCAAGGCAAAAAUCCAGAAAAUGAAGGUGUACCAGGAGAGGUUGAUGGAGUCUCUGGGGGACGUCCUGGAGAAGCAUGUUCCUCCCCCUCAGAUUGAAUCCACUACAAACAGGAAGAAGAAGAACGUUGAACUGGGGAUCAAUGAAAACUUGAUUUCACUUAGUGAAAUCCUGGAGGUGCUCAUGAACAAGGUCCUGAGCACACCACACGACACCUAUGUGACGAUAGACGACACAUUCUGGCCACCCUACAUAGAGAUGCUUCUCCGCUAUGGGAUUGCGGUGAGGCACCAGGAGAAUCACUUCAAGAUCCGCCUGGAGACCUUCUUUUAGGGCAGUGGUGUAUCACUUGUAUAUCAGUGUUUCUAAUUCUAGUCUGCCUGUACAGUGCUGCUGCUGGUGUGUGUGUGUGUGCGUGCGUGCGUGUGUGCGUGCGUGUGUGUGUGUGAGAAAGCUGAUAAGGAGGCAAACUGCCGUAAAGCAACAAGACUAAUUUACUGUCUGUGAAGGUCUGUUGUAGAGUGCAUUUCAAAAAGAAAUGAAUUGCCCUUUCAGUCUUUUUACAAGUAGGUUUUAUGUUAAGAUCCCGUUUGUAUGUACAAAAUAACCAUGGAGCUUUGUUCAUUUGCCAAUCGGUAAUAAACAAUGUACAGUAUGUUAGUGUUUAUCAGUGUCUUUGAAAUUCUUAUUUUAUUCAAUUUUAUUGAAAGUGUACAAAACGUUUGAGGCCUAGAGAUAAACCUGUAUAUACGUACAUGUUAAUUAUUUGGUUGUUUCUAUUUUCUUGUUCAUAUUCAAUAAACUUUGGAGCUGCA